AUGCAUCGCGUAUCUCCACUCACCUAUCUCGUGUCUGGCGUGCUUUCAACGGGACUCUCGGGGGCAGAGGUCCACUGUUCCCCAUCCGAGUUGCUCACGGUUAUGCCUCCAGUGGGGCAGAACUGUUCCAGCUACCUCGAUCCAUACAUCAGCGCCUUUCAUGGCAAACUAAUCAAUCCCGAGUCCUUGGCCGACUGCAAAAUUUGCCCACUUUCCAGCACCGACCAAUUCCUUGCUGCUCUGGAUAUCCAUUACUCGGAUCAUAAGCGCAAUAUCGGGAUCCUCUUCGCGUAUGUGGGGUUCAAUGUGGUGGGUGCAGUCGUUCUUUACUGGCUGUUUCGCGUCCCCCGCCGGUCGCGCAAGGCUCAAGCCUAA
Penicillium salamii is the source of this 375-nucleotide messenger RNA. Lineage: Eukaryota; Fungi; Ascomycota; Eurotiomycetes; Eurotiales; Aspergillaceae. The record is from the annotation of a GenBank genome assembly.